AUGAUCGUCUGGGUUCAGCUCCCGGCUCUGAAAAUUCAUUUUUACCAUAAGGAGGUUCUGACUAUGUUGGGGAAUCUCAUUGGGCGGACCAUCAAGCUAGAUUAUCAUACCCUAACUCAGCAGCGAGCCAAGUUUGCUCGGUUAGCGGUAGAAGUUGAUAUCUCGAAAGCCCUGGUUCCUAGAAUAUGGCUUGACGAUGAAUGGCAGAAAGUUGAGUAUGAGAACCUCCCCGAGGUCUGCUUCAAAUGCGGAAAGAUCGGUCACAACAUAGGUACAUGUCCCCAGAUCGUUACGGUUGCGUCACUGCCGCAAGGGAAGCUCGACGGGAAUCCAGUGCCGGCCGGCCCGUCUCCUUCAUCGGAAGAUCCCAAUCCGGGGUUCGGGCCAUGGAAGUUAGUAACGAGAAAUUCGCGGCGGAACUCAGGGGAUAUGCAAAGAAAAGGAAAGGGGGAACAAGACGCAGGGACACAGUUGAUUGUUUCCAAGAAUGGGAAUCGUGGAGCAGCUGGCAAGGAAGCAAAUCAAACCUUGCCCAUUUUGGCGCCAACUAAUGAUCCCUCGCAUCAACAUAAUCGAGCCCAAGAAAGGAAAGUUAGUAACGGGAAGAAAAGUGCUGAUGAUGGGAAAAAAGGAAAGGGGAAGGCAAUUAAUGACACGGCAGGAAAAGCGAAAGGACUUCUUGGGCCGGGGCCCAAUUCAGAAGCCUGCCCCAAAAGCCCGAGGCAGAUCGUGCAAGAAGGGGCCUCAACCUCGCAUAGCCCGCCAGGGUCGUCCGUUGGCCUGGUAACUCGUCUGAAGAGUCCUGAUGCAGCGAGUGGGCUCACAGCCCAAAAGCCAGCUGCUGGCCCACCUCAACCUCCAAUAUUCCGUUCGGUAUUGGGCCCUAAUGGUACCUUGAUGCAGAUAGUCGACAACCCACUCUCACCGAUCGACAGCAGCGAACCAAUUCCCUCUUUGACUGCAAGAACAAAACGGAAUAAGAGCAAGAAAACUCAGGGGAAAAGGUCGCCGACCAAGCUAAAUCCGAUGAAACCUUUGCAGAUCUGGUCGCCGGUGAAGAAAAGGAAGCCCAAAUCAAACUCACGGUUGGCGUCGCUGACGUUGCAGGAGAUAAAUGCUUGGACGGAAGCAGCAAAGAGACCGCCGAAUGGAGACGGGGAGAAGGUGUCGAUCGGGCUGGACGGCCAGGUGCAGGAGGAAAGUCUGCGCGGGGCAUCAUCGUCCUAG
Linum tenue is the source of this 1227-nucleotide messenger RNA. The record is from the annotation of a GenBank genome assembly. Lineage: Eukaryota; Viridiplantae; Streptophyta; Magnoliopsida; Malpighiales; Linaceae.